CGACCCUAUAAAUAAAGUUCUUACUUUCUCUCACAAAACCCUUAAACCCUAGGAGCAGCUUCCUCCGCUCUUCUCCUCUCCUUUUUUUUUUUUACAAUAAAAACCACCGCUGCGCCAAAACCCUAAUCUCAAAAUCUCCAACGCCGGCAUCUGCGUUCUUCUGCCGCUCAAUCGAACUUGGGUUAAGGAAAAAUGCUUGUGCUGUUUGAAACCCCCGCGGGCUUUGCCCUUUUCAAAGUCUUGGAUGAAGGCAAACUCUCCAAAGUUGAGGACUUAUCGAAGGAGUUCUCCACUGCUGACUCUGCAAGAAAGAUUGUAAAGCUAAAAGCUUUUUCAAAGUUCGAAAAUAUUUCAGAGGCAUUGGCAGCAGCCACGUUAUUGAUUGAUAGCAAGCCGAGCAAAGGUCUCCGUAAAUUUUUACGCGCCCAUUGUGAAGGUGAAGCCUUGGCUGUAGCUGACUCAAAACUUGGGAAUGCAAUCAAGGAGAAGCUGCAAAUUGAUUGUGUGCACAACAAUUCUGUCAUGGAACUGAUGAGAGGCGUAAGAAGUCAGUUGUCGGACCUAAUAUCUGGUUUAGGUGCCCAAGAUUUGAAUCCAAUGAGCCUGGGUUUAUCUCACAGCAUGUCGAGAUACAAACUAAAAUUCAGCCCAGAUAAGGUGGACACCAUGAUCAUUCAGGCUAUUGGCCUUCUGGAUGACAUUGAUAAAGAGUUAAACACAUAUGCGAUGAGAGUUCGAGAAUGGUACGGGUGGCAUUUUCCGGAGCUGGCAAAGAUUGUGCAAGAUAAUAUACAGUAUGCCAAGACUGUAAAAUUGAUGGGUGACCGCUCUAAUGCUCCAAAACUUGACUUUUCUGAGAUACUCCCUGAGGAAGUUGAAACAGAGCUCAAGGAAGCUGCUUUGAUAUCAAUGGGAACUGAAAUUAGUGAGCUUGACUUAAUGAACAUAAAGGAUCUCUGCAGCCAAGUUCUUUCUUUUGCCGAGUACAGAGCUCAAUUAUAUGACUACUUGAAAAGCAGGAUGAACACCAUUGCCCCGAAUCUUACCGCUCUUGUCGGCGAACUAGUUGGGGCUCGCCUUAUUGCUCAUGGCGGCAGCUUGCUCAAUCUUGCUAAACAACCGGGAAGUACAGUACAGAUCCUUGGUGCAGAAAAAGCCCUUUUCAGAGCACUCAAGACAAAGCAUGCAACUCCUAAGUAUGGUCUUAUAUACCAUGCAUCUUUAAUUGGUCAGGCAGCACCCAAAAAUAAGGGUAAAAUCGCUAGAAGUCUUGCUGCUUCAGCUGCAAUUUGCAUUCGAUGUGAUGCUCUCGGCGAAAACCAGGACAGUACAUUGGGGUUGGAGAGGAGAGCCAAGGUUGAGGCUCGAUUGAGAAGUUUGGAUGGAAAGGAACUUAUUCGUUCUGCUGGAUCUGUUAAAGGCAAACCAAAGAUUGAAUCUUAUGAUAAAGAUAGGAAGAAGGGUGCUGGUGGACUGAUAACUCCUGCCAAGGUCUACAAUCCUGCUGCUGAUGUUAUUCUUGGGAGGACUGAGGAGGAAACACAGAAGAGCGAGGAUGUAGUUGAAGAGGUUCCUGUCAAUGGCCAUGAGAAGAAAAAGAAGAAGAAAAAGAGAGAUGCAGAAGCAGAGGAUGGUCCUGCAGAGCCUGAAAAUGAGGCAACUGAAAAGAAAAAGAAGAAGAAAAGCAAGAAACAUGAAAAUGAGGACGGUGAGCAGCCGCAAAAUGAGGCUGAAGAUGCAGAAGCUGGAGAAACGAAGAAGAAGAGAAAGCAUUCUGAAACCGCCGAUGAAGAUGCUGAAACGCAAAGUGGGAAGAAAGAUAAAAAGAAGAAGAAAAAGAAAUCAGAGGAAUGAGAGAGAUCAAAGGAGAACCAUUGUUGAGAUGUACUGUUCUUUAGGGUUGUUGGGUUCUUGGCGUUGAAGUUUGUCUUUCUUUGGCAUCUUACCUUGUAGGAUUAAAUUUAGUAUUUAUAUCUGCUAUUAAGGAAAAGACGUACCCACAGAAAACUUGGUGGUUGUUCUUUUUAAAUUUUAUUCUUAUUAGGGUUCUUAUAUAUUUCACCCAGUUCAAAUUUCAGCCUUAGGUCGCUUACAAAUGACCAUUUGCACUAUGGUUCAAGGGUGACAAACUUUACUUGAACUAGUUACUUUGUUUGAACUAGUUCUAAUUCUUGUCAGCAGCUCUUCUACUCAUCUUGGUUUUCUUACCAUUAAAGAAAAAUUGAAGCAGAACCACCGCUGGUACAAAUCUAGUAUUUCGCGAACAAGCCUAA
Oldenlandia corymbosa var. corymbosa is the source of this 2273-nucleotide messenger RNA. The record is from the annotation of a GenBank genome assembly. NCBI's taxonomy places the organism in Eukaryota, Viridiplantae, Streptophyta, Magnoliopsida, Gentianales, Rubiaceae.